GAGAGGAGCAGAGCCGGGCUGUGCGCACGUUUCUCCGGACAGUUUCUCUCUCUCGCUUCUGCCUCUCAGUUCCUCCGUCAUGGAUUCUCCUCCGCUUCUGCCCUUCUUCCCUCUGGACGCCGUGGCCGGAUAACUUUGGAGAUAUAUAUGCAUUUUUUUUUUUUUUAUUUUACAUAUAAUGGGAAUAUAGUUGGAUCUAUACAGCCUUGAUGGAAACCAUGUCACCGCAGCAGGGAACCAUGGGACAGAACCGGUCCGACUCUCUGACAGGGGAGAGCAAGGCGCUUCCCGACAACAAAAAGAAGAUGAAGACUCUGGCCCAGAGACGGCAGUCGGCUCCCUCCCUGGUCAUCAGCAAAGCACUUACCAAAUCCAGAAGCACGUCCAGGGAGAGCUGCUUGGUGCCGGUCAGCCCGGAGUCGUGCCCCCUGGUCCAGGCCUUCCUGGCGGGGAGUCCCGGCAGGCUGUUCCUGGGUCACGCUCACGCCCAGCUGAAGACGGGCCUCCAGACGCAGGACAGACACCUCUUCCUCUUCACCGACACACUCCUCGUCGCCAAGGCCAAGUCUCCAACACAUUUCAAGCUGAAGGCUCAGGUCAGAGUGUGUGAGAUGUGGACGGCCAGCUGCAUGGAGGAGGUGUGUGAGGGAAGCACCAACCCAGAGAGGAGCUUUGUCAUGGGCUGGCCCACCUGCAACUGUGUGGCCACCUUCAGCUCGGUGGAGCACAAGGACAAAUGGCUGACGCUCAUCAAAAGUCGGAUCAACGAGGAGAAAGACAAGGACGACCCCAAGACCAUUCCUCUGAAGAUAUUUGCAAAGGAUGUUGGGAAUUGUGCAUACGCCAAGACGCUGGCGGUCAGCAACACUGACAGCACCACCGACGUCAUCCGCAUGGCUCUGCUGCAGUUUGGCAUAUCGGGCUGUGUUAAAGACCACCAGUUGUGGGUGAGCUCCAGUAAGGACGACCCUCCGUAUCCUCUCAUAGGGCACGAGUUUCCCUUCAGCAUCAAGAUGAGCCACAUCCGGGACGGGGGGAGCGGCGGAGGAGGAGGAGGAGGAGGAGGAGGAGGAGCAGGGAGGGAACCGGCCAGUCCCACAGACUGUCCCGGGGUGCUGCUGCUGGACCAGUGCCUCCCUCCGGACACCCAGUGCCAGUUCAUCCUCAAGCCCAGCAAGGUGGCUCCAACACAGGCUCUUAUCGAGCCCGGCCAGCAGAAGACCUUCAAGAGGAAGCGCUCUCUGAUCAACUGGACCUUCUGGAAGGGCUCCAGCAGCCAGCUGGACGGCCUGCCCCUGUCCCCGUCCUCACUCUGCCCCGCCCAGGGACGCCUGUUCGGACGACCCCUGGGCUCCGUCUGCUCCCCGGACCACGGCCUGCCCAAACCUGUCAUGGACAUGCUGGUGUUCCUGUACCAGGAGGGCCCGUACACCCGCGGUGUGUUCAGGCGCUCGGCGGGGGCCAAAGCCUGCAGGGAGCUGAGGGACCGGCUGGACGUCGGGACGGACGACCCCGAGAUCACACACCAGUCUGUGUUUGUCAUCGCCGCCGUGCUCAAGGACUUUCUGAGGAACAUCCCCGGCAGCCUGCUGUGUGUGGAGCUGUACGAGCAGUGGAUGGCUGUGAUGGAGGGAGGGGGAGGGGAGGGGAGGACGCACGCCGUGCAGAGGUUGCUCCACCUCCUGCCCGGUGAGAACCUGCUGCUGCUGCGUCACGUGGUUGCCGUGCUGCACCGUAUCCAAGGCAACGCCCACGACAACCAGAUGAACGCCUUCAACCUGUCCGUCUGCAUCGCUCCCAGCAUGCUCUGGGCCCCGGCGCCCACCACCCCCGAGGUGGAGGGGGAGGGCACCAAAAAGGUGUGUGAGCUGGUCCGCUUCCUCAUAGAGAAGUGCAGCAGCGUGCUGGGAGACGACGUCACCUCGCUGUUCAGGGCCUUCAGCCAGAAGAGCAGCGGCAGCGACCACGGAUCAGACGUGUCGUCCUUCCAGAUGAACGACUCGUCCUACGACAGUCUGGAGAACGAGCUGAACGACGACCCCGAGUCUCCGUUCCAGGAGCAGCUGCCGCUCCGCGACAAGGCCAAGCCGGACAGCCGCAGCCGCGACUCGGUCAUCACGCUGAGCGACUGCGAGGCCGAGCCCGACCCCGAGGCGGAGACCGACCUGCUGCUGCAGCUCCCCCCGCGGGCCAGGCCCAGGAAGUUCAGCCCCGCCGCGCGCCAGCCCCGCCCCCACCCGGCCGGCGGCCCGCCGCAGGCUCCCCGGCGGCUGAGGCGGAGCUCGGAGCCGGCGCUGGGCCUGUCCAGCACGCCGCCCUCGGGGACGGUGACGAUUCACGUGGACAAGCGCCACCUGGCGACGAGGAAGGCGAGCUACGACGCCGCCAUGGAGGGCGAGGGCGAGGAGGAGGACGAGGUGUUCCUGCGGGGGCUGGGGGCGCUGCAGCUGAAGGAGGAGCCCGCAGACCAGACUGACAAGGGAGGAGCCAAGAUCCCCAGCGGGGGGCGCAGGAAGUCAAAGCAUGCCCCGCCCCCUCCGCUGCGCCUGGACGCCAGCUGCUCCAGCCUGUCGUCCCCAGCGACCUCGCCCACAGGCUCCUCCCUCAGCUCCUUAGACUCCGCCUUCUCGCAGUAUUCUACUGAUUACGCCACCAAUGGGGCGUUUCCGUUGACUGAGCCGACCCCCCUCUCGCCCGUCUUGCGGCCCCAGCUGUCUCCCAGGGGCUCCCCCCCUCAGCGGGACGCCCCCCCAGAGUGGCUCCAGCCCCCCCGGACAGGCCCCUCCCACGGCCUCCACCCCAACACGUGGCUGAAGAGGGACCGCCGCCUGUCCCUGCGCCAGCCUGAGGAGGAGGCGGCGGCGGUGAACGGCGUCGGUAAAACCCGGCCGGUCAGUAACGGCUGCUCUGACGGCGUCACCGCGGCGACGGACCGCAGCAGCCAGCGGCGGUCCAGCAGCCCGCCGUCCUACCAGCAGGCUCUGCUGCAGCUGCAGCGCAGCCGCUCGCCCUUCUACCGCGGAGCAGACAAACCGCUGACUGUGCGAGAGCUGCGGCUGCUGCACGACCAGGCCUGCGCCUACAGGCCGCCCCUCCCCGCCAAAACCCACACAGGAAGUGAGGUCACACAGAGGCUGGCAGGAGGCGAGAGCGCCCCGCCGCCGCAGGGCGUUUUCUACGGACAGAACUCCACCACGCUGGUCCUGCACAGGCAGAAGUCUCACUCUCUGACUCCGCCUGCGGAGGGAGACGCAGGGAGGAGGAGCCUCACGCUGCCCCGCCGGGCCUCUGAACCCACCAAGGUCACCCUGACCUCUAACCCCGCCCCCGGCCACGCCCCGGACAGACUCCGCCCCUGCAGAGCCGUCAGAGCUCCGCCUCAGGACGGCGGCCUCAGGGUGUCUGACGUGGAGUCCGGCCUGCCCGUCUCCUCUUCCUCCUCUGAGCCGCGCUUCUGCCUGUCUCCCUCCGCCACCCGGGCCGUUAGGGACUACUUUUCGUCGCAGGGCCAGGCGGACACAGACGCCUGCCUGCGGAGGAGCCAGGAGGUGGCGCUGGCUAUCGUCCAGGGGAAGAGGGAGUGGCAGAGCCGGCGGUGCAGCGACCCGCGGGUCGAUGACUUUGAGCAGCUGUUCUUUGCGGAGGAGUCGUACGUGUAAAUCAGAU
This is a messenger RNA of Myripristis murdjan (pinecone soldierfish), 3666 nucleotides long. Its product is annotated as rho GTPase-activating protein 20-like. Gene Ontology annotation, biological process: regulation of Rho protein signal transduction; signal transduction. Gene Ontology annotation, molecular function: GTPase activator activity. The transcript is spliced from 15 exons. The record is from RefSeq and is a predicted model, not a curated record. The coding region runs from base 210 to 3659 and encodes 1149 amino acids. Lineage: Eukaryota; Metazoa; Chordata; Actinopteri; Holocentriformes; Holocentridae.